AUGGAUUCCGAGUUGAAAACAGCAGACAAAAAGACCGCAAUCGUUGAUAUCGAGAGUGGCAUUGACAUUCAUUCCAAUGAGGCCAGCUCAGUCAUCUAUGUUGAUCCGGAGAAAGAGGCAGCCGCUCGAAGAAAAUUCGACAAAUACCUUGUCCCGACUUCCCUUGUCUUCAUCAUCCUAUCUGCUCUAGACAGAAACAAUAUCGGAAAUGCUGUUGUCUUCGGGUUCUCGACAGACCUAGGCCUUGCGGGCAACCAGUUCAAUACUAUCCAAACUCUUUCAAGCUUUUGCAGUUUUGCUGGCGAGAUCCCAUGGACCCUGGCUGUUAGACGCUUCGGUGCUAGGAAGGCACUCGGUACUGCAUUCGUCCUGUGGAGUAUUUGCACCCUCGGGACUGCCUUUAUCCACACAUACGGUCAAGCCAUCGCCGUCCGUAUGAUUCUUUGCGCCUGUGAAAGUGGAUUAUCUCCCGGUUUUGCCUUUGUGUACUCAACAAUAUACCCUCAGGAACAAGCGGGAAAGCGUAUUAUGACUACAAACCUUGCUCAAUGCAUUUCUGGAGCUUUUGGUGGUCUCUUUGCUUACGCAAUUCAAACUAUGGGAACUAGAAGAGGCCUUGCAGCUUGGAGAUGGCUGUUCAUCAUUGAGUUUUGCGUAACCAUUCUCGUUGGUGGAAUUGGCUGGAUCUUCAUCCCCGAUUCGGCCGAAACGGCAUGGUAUCUUAACGAAGAAGAGAAGAAGACAAUGCGUCUGAAGAGAAAGCGAGACUACGUUCUUCGAGGAGAGCACAAGUUUGAUUGGAAGUGGGCUAGGGAAUCGCUGAUGGAUCCCUUUGUGUACCUUCUAGGCACCGCUUUCUUCACUUCAUCGGUCGCAAUUAACGGAUUCGGGGUCUUUCUACCCUCUAUCAUUAAGGGUCUUGGAUUCACCUCGCUUCAAGCCAACUACCUUACCAUUCCGGUUUAUGUGCUGGGUGCUAUCUCUCUGUUGACCCAGGUCUAUUUUUCUGAUAAGCUCAAGAGACGGAGCAUAUUUAUCAUCGGCUGCUGUGUUCCGGUUGCAGUCGGCUACUUGAUUUGUGUCGGAACAUCAGUUCCCGGUGCUGGUUACGCUGGAAUGUUUAUCCUCGUCAUAGGCCUUUAUCCAAUUUCUACGCUCGCUGUGACCUGGGCAACUAAUACGUUUUCGCCGGAUUCCAAGCGUGCGAUCGCCAUGCCACUAGUAUAUACAAUGGCUGAUAUCUCUUCUAUGGUAUCAUCGCAAUUGUACCCAAGCACGCAGGCGCCUCGAUAUGUGCAGGGUAAUGCGGUCUCUGCUGGUUUGACGUGCAUCGCUGGGUUUCUAUACAUCGCGAGUUGGUAUCUGCUUCGGUGCAGAAACAUGAGGAAGGAGAAACUCCUUGCUGAAGGUGCAACUUCGAAUGACAUGGAGGGAGAUAGAGGUCUCAAUUCCAUGUACAUUUUGUAG
Messenger RNA from Penicillium lagena, 1467 nucleotides. RefSeq names its product high-affinity nicotinic acid transporter-like protein. Gene Ontology annotation, molecular function: transmembrane transporter activity. Lineage: Eukaryota; Fungi; Ascomycota; Eurotiomycetes; Eurotiales; Aspergillaceae. Gene Ontology annotation, cellular component: membrane. The transcript is spliced from 4 exons. Gene Ontology annotation, biological process: transmembrane transport. Bases 1 to 1467 code for a protein of 488 amino acids. The record is from RefSeq and is a predicted model, not a curated record.